Molecule: messenger RNA, 505 nt
Organism: Racocetra fulgida
Lineage: Eukaryota; Fungi; Glomeromycota; Glomeromycetes; Diversisporales; Gigasporaceae
Source: the annotation of a GenBank genome assembly
AUGGCAAAUAACGAAGAAGCACCUCAGUUGAAUGAUGAUUUAGCAGUUGUUAGUCUUGAUGAUGAUUUAGCGGCUGUUAGUCUUGAUGAUGAUUUAGCGGCUGUUAGUCUUAAUUAUGAUUUAGCAGCUGUUAGUCUUGAUGAUGAUUUAGUGACUGUUAGUCUUGAUGAUGAAUUAGUAGUUGCUAAAAAGCUCUAUAAAGGAAGGAUAUUCCAAAGUUGGGAUGAAGCAUAUGAUACAAUAAAAUUGUAUGCACGGCAGAAAGGGUUUGGCUUAAAAAAAGGUCACAUUGAGAAGACUUCUGAUGAAUUCUAUAUGAACGUUGUUAAACUGAAACCAUUACAGAUUCAAAGAGCUAUACAAAAAGAAUUUCCUGAUCGUGAGAUUUACCUUUUUGAAAUCCAUAAGCUUCCAUCAUCUUCUUUAACACUCCCGCAAAUACUAUUUUCUGAACUUGAUACAAGCUUAAGCAAGUUUCUUACUCCUACAAUGUUAGAAGUUCAAC